Messenger RNA from Ricinus communis (castor bean), 1384 nucleotides. RefSeq names its product cysteine protease RD19A. The coding region runs from base 24 to 1145 and encodes 373 amino acids. Lineage: Eukaryota; Viridiplantae; Streptophyta; Magnoliopsida; Malpighiales; Euphorbiaceae. The record is from RefSeq and is a predicted model, not a curated record. The transcript is spliced from 4 exons. Gene Ontology annotation, molecular function: cysteine-type endopeptidase activity. Gene Ontology annotation, cellular component: lysosome.
UAUUGGGGUCUCACCUAACAAUCAUGGUUAUGGCUGUACGUUUCUCUUUCUUUGUUAUAUCCUCCAUCCUUUUUGUCUCCGCUGUUACAGCGGAGACGUUGACUACCGACGGUGAGGAUCCAUUGAUCAGGCAGGUAACCGACGGACAGGAUGAAUCGUCGGCGAACCCUAAUCUUCUCGGCGCAGAGCAUCACUUUUCGCUAUUCAAAAAGAAGUUCAAGAAAACGUAUGCAUCACAAGAAGAGCAUGACUACAGAUUCAAGAUUUUUAAGUCUAAUUUAAGACGUGCGGAACGUCACCAGAAACUGGACCCCACAGCCACUCACGGUGUGACUCAGUUCUCCGAUUUGACUCAUUCUGAGUUUAGGAGACAGUUUUUGGGGCUGAGAAGAUUGAGAUUGCCUAAAGAUGCUAAUGAAGCACCGAUGUUACCUACUAAUGAUUUGCCUGCUGAUUUUGAUUGGAGAGAGAAAGGAGCUGUUACUGCUGUUAAAAACCAGGGUUCAUGUGGAUCAUGCUGGAGUUUUAGUACUACAGGGGCUUUGGAAGGUGCUAAUUAUCUGGCUACUGGAAAACUUGUUAGCCUUAGCGAACAACAGCUUGUGGAUUGUGAUCAUGAGUGUGAUCCUGCAGAAGAAGGUGCCUGUGACUCGGGCUGCAACGGUGGGCUGAUGAACAGUGCUUUUGAGUACACUCUCAAAGCUGGUGGUCUUAUGCGUGAGGAAGAUUAUCCUUACACUGGUACUGAUCGUGGUGCUUGUCAAUUUGACAAGACUAAGAUUGCAGCUAAAGUUGCCAACUUUAGUGUUGUCUCUCUCGACGAAGAUCAAAUUGCUGCCAAUCUUGUGAAGAAUGGCCCUCUCGCAGUGGCUAUCAAUGCCGUAUUCAUGCAGACAUACAUUGGGGGAGUUUCAUGCCCUUACAUCUGCUCAAAGAGGCUGGAUCACGGAGUGCUUUUGGUAGGAUAUGGCUCAGCUGGCUAUGCUCCAAUCAGAAUGAAGGAGAAGCCUUAUUGGAUUAUCAAGAACUCUUGGGGAGAAAACUGGGGAGAGAGCGGAUACUACAAAAUUUGCAGGGGUCGCAAUAUCUGUGGCGUCGAUUCCAUGGUCUCAACUGUUGCUGCUGUUCAAACUGCCUCCGAGUAGGCUGCUUACGCCAGAGUAGUAACUGGAUCUUUUGUAUAUAUGCAAUGCUACCAAAAAAAAGAACUGUCAGUUUGAUAAUUAAUUUCAAAUUAUGUACUUGUCAUAUUCGGCGAAAGCAUCGGUUGGAAAUUUCUUGGAAAUUCCUAUGCUUUGGGCUUGUUGUCAGAACAACAUUAAAUUAUCGGAUUGAAAUUUCAUGGAAAUGUGCUAUCGUCUUGCUUUGUCAGGACGUUGCUGAA